Messenger RNA from Symbiodinium sp. CCMP2592, 1089 nucleotides. The record is from the annotation of a GenBank genome assembly. Lineage: Eukaryota; Dinophyceae; Suessiales; Symbiodiniaceae.
AUGGCAUGGAUCUCGGCUACGCAGCGGACCCCCCUGUCCAGCCUCCUGUCGCAAAAGGCAGGGCAGAUCGAGAGCCUUCGCCGCCAACUCGAGGCGGAGGCUGCGGAGGAUGCGGAGGCGGAGGUGGACGAUGUCUGGCUUUUGCGCUACGUGCUGAGCUUCGAGUCCCGGCCCGCGGAAGCCGCCACUGCUGCUCGGAAAGCACUGCACUGGCGACAUGAUCACAGGGAGCUGAUACAAGCAGCGAAGAUGCGAAGAUUACCGCCCGGCCUGUCCAUGGAAGACGUACAAGCGCUUCAAUGCAUGUUGGUGUCGGGAUUCCACUUCACAACGACCUUUGGCGACCCAGUCUUUGUCAUACGGGCUGGUCAGUCGAACCAGAGUCUGUUGUUGGACAUGGUCGGCGAAGACAAGGUCGAGCUUUGGAUGACUUACCUCGGCGAGUGCGCCUGGCAGGUUUGCGAAGCUGCCACGCGACGCAACGGCUACUUCGUCAAGCAGUUCACAUUGCAAGACUUUGCUUCGGCAUCCAUGUCGCAAGAUCGAAGAUUCUUCAAAAUCUUGGGCAGAAACUCGAAGAUGAAUGAGUGGUUGAGACCACAAUUUAUGGGGAGGGCAAUUUUCUUCAACACGCCGACGUGGAUGAGCCUCGCAUUUGCUAUUGCAUCCAAAUUGGUGAGCCAAAAGUUUCUAUCAAAGAUUUGGGUACAUCGUCAAAACGUUGGACUGGAACAGCAAGGGGCAAACCUUUGCCCAUAUGCGCAGCAACUUCUCAGCGCCGACCGUCUACCCGCUUUUCUCGGCGGGACUUGUGCUUGUCAAGAGCACGGAGGCUGCGUGAACGGUAUGCUGAACAGCAACUUUGGAAAGCACUCCGUAGAUGAUGUUGCUAGCAGCCCUCGCAUAAUCUUGCCGCUGCUGCGUUUGCCGCGCUGUGAGGAAAUUGAAAAGUCACCACACAGAAAACCGCCGGCUCCGACUCCACAAGAGGGUGGCGUCGGCGACGAAGUUGUCACGGUUUCUUGCUGGAGGCGCUGCUGCUUAAGGCGACGACCCAUGGCAGCCAGUGCAGAUCGUGCGGGCGUGUAG